AUGAACCAUGCAUCUCUGUUAUGCUAUAAUUGUAAAUCCUUUGGGCCGCCUGUUAAUACCCAUCACUCAACUAGUCCUUAUGAACACGAGCCAGUAGAUGGUUACUCUGCUGUUGACAAAGACGAUAGUAUAGAUUCCAAUAAUACUUCUAAAUGGAAACAAUUUGGGUUGAUGAAUGGAAAACCCGAAACAUGGGAUAUUUUUAAACCCCUAGAAAAUUUAUCCAAUGGCGCAUUUUUGAUGAAUGAUUUAAAAACAAGAUUGGACAAUACCGCAAGUCAAAUUGGAACUAAAUUUUGGGAAUUGUCCAGGUUUGUUGCUAGAAAGGUGGAAACUAAUUUGGAUAAAAUUUUCGAAAAGGCUUAUACAUCUAAUGCGCAUUUGCUAAAAGAAUCCCUAAUCCCAGAUGAUAUAAUCCUCUGCUCCCAGUGUAACUGUUUAUCAAAUGUCGACUUAGAUCAUUUAAGUAAUAAUUACCUGAUAAUUCAACACGGAAUAUUGGAUUCACCAACUUCAAUGGUAGAUAUUUCAUGUGCCAUACUAAGAGAAUAUCCACAUUUGAAUAUAUACAUACCUCAUUGUAACUAUGGCAACACUUUAAUGGGACUAGACGCUACAAGUUACAUACUGGGUCUUGAAUUGAUCAAAUUGUUUGAAUCAAUUCAUUUUAACUACCAGAUUGAAACCAAAACAAGCUCUUCACAAACUAAAAAUGAUAAGUAUUUGUUAUAUUCGAUAAGUGUCAGUACUCUUGGGCAUUCAUUUGGAUCACUAAUACUUUUGGGCGCAUUGAAUAAAUUGGAGGGAGAAAUUCCAUUGAUUUCAUCCGGUAAAAUUAAAUUGGUCAACUUUAUCGGUAUCGCUUCGCCAUUUUUUGGAAUCCAUGAGAAUUCUAUGGUAUUGAAUUCCACGUUCAACAUAUUUAACACGAAUUUGCUGAAGGACUUGGAUUUCAGAACUGAUGCGUUACUAAACCUAUAUUCGUGCAAUGCAUCCAAAUUAUUGUUUACAUUUGACAGGAUAAUUAUGUAUGGUAAUGCCAAGAAUGAUACGCUAGUGGGCCCGCGAACAUCAUUAUCCACUCCUAUAAACGUAUAUACAGAUGAUCAGUUGAAGAAUUUGAUUACCAAGUGCAUAGAAUCACCUAAUACUUUCAUUUACGUGCCAUUUAAUUACAAGUUUAUCAAUGAAUUUUGUGACAAAAUUGCACCAAAACCAUUGCUACACCAAUUAAUAUCCCAAACAGAGCCUAAUGAACUUAACAAAAAUUCAUCUGACAGUUUCUACGAAAUCCAUAGUUGCAACGAAGAUUAUAAUCAAUUAGUGGAGACGCAUAAUGAACUAUUGACCGAGUAUUUGAAGUUUUUAAAGGAGGUAAACGGGACAGAAUGUCGAAGCUUGCUUGGCACAAAUAAUUACGAAACUAAUAACAAUUGUCACGAUUCCUACCUUGAGUUAGAACUUUUUGAGGCAGUAGAGGCCUAUACUGGCAUCAAUAUAAAUGAAAUACCCAUAAAACCUUCUAUAUUGUACCAGUUACUGAUCGCAUUUUUUGAACUAACAACCUCAAUAGACAUGGUGCCUUUAAUUGAGGAAUUUAAAUUUGAAAACAUGAACCAAUUGCACUCAUAUGUGCUAAUGACAUUGUUUAAUAUCAAAGAUCCAUGCCGAAAGGUGGAGAGGUACAUGGUAUACAUACCUACGAUUACUCCUCAUCGACAUAUUAUCUGUAAAACUAGUUUAAUGGUCCUGUCCGAUUCAUACAUAUCACUGGUCAGGCACAUAAGAUCAAUAAAAUGUUUUGAUUAUUAA
Messenger RNA from Babesia microti strain RI, 1812 nucleotides. RefSeq lists its product as hypothetical. NCBI's taxonomy places the organism in Eukaryota, Apicomplexa, Aconoidasida, Piroplasmida, Babesiidae. The coding region runs from base 1 to 1812 and encodes 603 amino acids. The record is from RefSeq and is a predicted model, not a curated record. The transcript has a single exon.